AUGGCUAGAACCACAUACGUGGUCACAACUCCACAGGUGCAAUGGAUUACGAAAUGGUAUCAGGACCAUGCAAACCAACCUGCGAUUUUGAUGACAUUCGGGCUGAAUGGCUCAACCGACCCUGAAUCGAUGUUACCUCUUCCAGAAAUCGCCAUCCAGGUUUACAGCACCGUCCCCCUGGACUUGAAUUCUAAGCAUGAAUAUACCGCUCUCGGUCAAUAUCUUGGUUCUCAGAUGCUUGACAGCCCCAGAUUGUCAUUUGAGAUCUAUGGUCCUCAGCCUGAUGUAUUCACCUGCGUGGAGCAUCAGAAACGCGAGAUUCUUCACCGAAAGAAUAAUUUCCCGGGGGAAGGCUUCUUCCCUGGUAUUGCUAAAGUGGCGCUCAACGAUCAGAAUCGAUUGUUGCAAGGGUUUCUAUUAGUGAUUACUUCCUAUAGCUUCCGUACUACCGACUCACCGGAGUACGAAGCCGAAUCAGGCCCGUUGUGGGUAACUUUCAAUCGGAGUUUCCCGCUUAAAGCACAAGUUGAUCUCCACUCCCGGAUUGAGGGCGUCUCCCUAUUUAAAUUUGACCCUUUAAAAUUCUAUGGUGAAUAUGAAGUCUAUUCAGAAAGAGAAGAGCUUAUGGUGCGAAAAUGCCGGAAUCUUUUUCAUAUCUUACGGGAAUUAUCGUCACUACUUAAGUUAAGUCAAUGCGGGGAUAUGGAUUAUCAGUUCGAUUAUGGUCUAGAUGAGGAUGAGGGAGACCCUUCUUUCACCGAUCAACCUCCAGAGAUCAUUACGUCGCUACAGAGAAAAGCUGAUUCAUUACAAUAUAAGGAUUUCAAUAUACAAUCACCUUCCCAAGGGGCUAUUGUUAUUACAUCGAUCCCUUUAAUAACCGCACCAGAACCCGACCUUCGGUAUAUUAUCCAUAUCGCCUUUCCUUAUAAACAACUCAGUUUAGACCUUAUGCCGAUCACAAAGGCCUUUACAGCUUUGAUUAUUGAGAAUCUUCCUCACGGAAAGACUGUUAGCUUUGAGUUCCUUUCUGCGCCUCAAUCCCUAGGUGCUAUCCUAACAUCGCACCGGAAUCUCCUAAACUCUCGACCGGAGAUAGCAGUAGGAGCGGCUCACCAAAGCAGUCGAAUUUUCCCGCAAGACCGAAGUGCGAAUUACAUUCCGGGGGAUAGGGAGCCAUACCGUACCUUUUUUGUCAUUGUCGACCGGCCAGAUUUCCUAACCGGCCCUGGUGUACUUUUCUUUUUAACGGAUGGAAACGACAUCACAGAUGAGGCGUUACAGAACAUUUCCAGCAUUUCUGGAGUAAAGGAAGAACGCGGUAACUACACAUUGUACCAGGUCUGGCGGAGUGUUGGAAUGGCCCAAGUAGCACGGAGGUUAGCAAUGAUCCCUCCACAUGUACCUAGCUAG
Molecule: messenger RNA, 1413 nt
Organism: Penicillium verhagenii
Lineage: Eukaryota; Fungi; Ascomycota; Eurotiomycetes; Eurotiales; Aspergillaceae
Exons: 1
Coding region: 1-1413 (470 amino acids)
Source: RefSeq, a predicted model, not a curated record